AUGUUUAUCAGUUUAUCAACUAUAGGUCUAGGUGAUAUAUCGGUAGCAAGGAGAGAUAUGAUGGUCCUGUGUUUUGUCUUUGUGAUAAUUGGACUUUCAUUGGUCAGUAUGAGCAUCAACGUUGUACAGGUUGCACUCGAAGAUUUUUAUAUAAAUUUAAUGUUGAAAGUAGCAAUUGAAUAUCAGCAGAAAAUGGCAGCAGGUGGAGAUCAUAUGGGCGCUUCUGUUGGAAUGAUGCGCAUGUGGAGUGGCAACAAGACAGCCAAAUAUUUGAUGCCACUUCUAAGUAAGGAAAAGAAACGAGUUGCCAUGGAUAAAGUUGCUCAAGAAGCUCAGGAAAAGGGUAUCGAACUACCUACAAUUCUUAACGACCUCGACGAGAAAACUGGUAUGCCUAAAAUCUUCCAAAUACAUGAAGAUGCGGAAAGUGAGGAACCACCAAGAGAACUGGAACAGAUGGUACAGAAGCAGAUCUUACUGGAAGAAGCCAAUGAAAUUCCAGUUGUGAUAGUACACGAGGUAGAGUGCCAAACCGAUGCCCUGAAGACAUCCGACAAAAUGGAGCAGACCAUGGAAAAAGUGCUGGAGCAGACUUCAUGUCAAACGGAAGAGUUAAAGAGUGAGUGUCAUGAAGAAGAAGUGCAAACCGAAAUGGCUGAAAUACACAGCGUCGAGGCUCAAACUGCCAUCAUCGAGAUGAUCGACGAAGAAGUGCUGACAGUGAUGUCACAACUAAUGGAAGGAGUUUGUCAGACUGAGAGCUUACCGACGAUGGAUCAGAUCUCACAGACUAGUCAAGCUGAACUAGUGGAUGCCGAGGUGGCGACAGAGCUCGAGACGAAGAACGUUCGCAUACAGACUCCAUGUCCGCAGAUCACUGAGCGAACCAUACAAACGGAAGAUCUUGAUGAGCGGAAAUCUUCACCGUCAAAAAUGUCGUCAGCACGGAAACGAUUACGUCGGGCGUUUGCUAAGAAGAAAACGGCUGGAUCGUUUAAUGACAGGCCGACGAUGAGCGAUUGGAAGGACGUUGAAGAAGAAAGUCAACAAGCCGAAGAAGAAGACGGGUCAGAGGAAUCUCUUCAUUGGGAUCCGGUAAAUAUUAUUCGAAGAUAG
Cooperia oncophora is the source of this 1116-nucleotide messenger RNA. The record is from the annotation of a GenBank genome assembly. NCBI's taxonomy places the organism in Eukaryota, Metazoa, Nematoda, Chromadorea, Rhabditida, Trichostrongylidae.